AUGCGUCUGAGCCAAGUCGUCUUCUUUUCUCUGCUUGGGCUUGCCACUGCCUCUCCUGCUCCGGACGGACUUGAUAGCUCGGCUGCUGUUGUAGCUGACGACUUCAAGCCCGACUGGGAUGCUUUUGAGAGCGACUUCAAAAUGGCUUUGGAGGAGUCCAAAGCGGACCCGAGUUUGGCCAAGCGCCUAAACACCCAUAGCGCUAGCAAUGUUGCAUACGGGCAGGCAAUCUAUGCUGCCGGUUCUGCCGCUGUCAAUCAGGUUAAGGGCCUGAAGAAUUGGAAUAAGGCCAGGGAACAAUUCACCCAGCUAGGUAGGAAAAGAGGGAACUACUUCUGUCUGUGGAAAUCCAGCGCUAACAACCCCUUUCCAGUAACCCAGGGCAUGAUGGACCAUAACCCCGACCCAAAAACAGCCGUGGCUGCAAUUUGCUACAACAAGGGCUACGGAGUCCAGAAUCCGGAAGGAAUUUAUGGCCUACAUAGCGAAAAACUUUCUGUUUGGCCAGCAUCUACCGACUACGACUGUUUCUACAUGGGCAAAAACAACGCAUUCUGGUCUUACGGUGAUGGUGGCACCAUCAACUUGUUCACCCGCUGGUACCAUGGAGCUUGCCGUUUCGACGACAAAUCGGAUCUCUACUGCUGA
Penicillium egyptiacum is the source of this 648-nucleotide messenger RNA. The record is from the annotation of a GenBank genome assembly. Lineage: Eukaryota; Fungi; Ascomycota; Eurotiomycetes; Eurotiales; Aspergillaceae.